AUGGGCAUCUGCACCCUGGCGCUCACUGACACGCUCUCCAUGCCCUUGUCAGCCUCUGAGAAGCACCGGGGGAACCUAAAGCUCCCUGGCGGGAUGAAGGCCUCUCAUUUGGACUGGAGAGCAACCGCUGGAGGAGCAUUCAUGAGAAACAUUCUAGCAGAUGGCGAGGGACGCGCAGAGGGGCGACGCUUUCUCUGCCGACUUCACAUCCUCCAAAAGUUGGCAAGCAGUACCUGUGAGUCUGCCUCUGCACGGAUCCGCCUGCCCCCGCGUCCCACUUCCGGCGUCCGGGAGGAGAGAAAGAGGCUGCGGGGGCGGCGAGCUCCGCCCUCGGCCUGGGUGCGGGUGACUUCAGGGAGCACAUUCAGUGAGGUUUUAAGAAGAUACACCGCGUACACCAUCCAGCGUCGGAGGCAUCAUGGCUUCUGGGUAAAGAAGAAGACCUACCCACAAGAAGACGACUUCCAUCAUACAGUCUUCAGCAACCUUGAAAGAUUGGAUGAGCUUUGGCCCAGUCUUGAAACCUCUGAGGAGUCCCCAGCUCACAAGGAGGGAGGAGAUGGAGAGAGGCCAGUCGACAUGAGGGUGGUGCAGGCGGCCCCUCUGGGGUGUGACUCUACUCCUCAUGAGGACGCUGUACACGACAUCGCUAAUGAGGACACUGUAUACGACAUUGCUAAUGAGGACGCUGUACAAGACAUCGCUAAUGAGGACGCUGAAUACGACAUUGCUAAUGAGGACGCUGUACAAGACAUCGCUAAUGAGGACGCUGAAUACGACAUUGCUAAUGAGGACGCUGUACAAGACAUCACUAAUGAGGACACUGUAUAUGACAUCGCUAAUGAGGACACUGUAUAUGACAUCGCUAAUGAGGACGCUGUACAAGACAUCACUAAUGAGGAUUCUGUAUAUGACAUUGCUAGUGAGGACACUGAAUACGACAUCGCUAAUGAGGACAAGGUACAAGACAUCGCUAAUGAGGAUGCUGUAUAUGACAUUACUAAUGAGGACACUGAAUACGACAUCGCUAAUAAGGACAAUGUACAAGACAUCGCUAAUGAGGAUGCUGUACAAGACAUCACUAAUGAGGACACUAUAUAUGACAUCGCUAAUGAGGACACUGAAUACGACAUCGCUAAUGAGGACACUGUACAAGACACGAUAAUGAGGACGCUGUACAAGACAUCACUAAUGAGGACACCGUAUACGACAUUGCUAAUGAGGAUGCUGUAUAUGACAUCGUUAAUGAGGACGCUGUAUAUGACAUCGCUAAUGAGGACACUGUACAAGACAUCACUAAUGAGGACACUGUAAAUGACAUCGCCAAUGAGGACACUGUAUACAACAUUGCUAAUGAGGACACUGUACAAGACAUCACUAAUGAGCUACAUCGCUAAUGAGGACACUGUAUAUGACAUCGCUAAUGAGGACACUGAAUAUGACAUCGCUAAUGAGGACACUGUAUACAACAUCUCUAAUGAGGACACUGUAUAUGACAUUGCUAAUGAGGACACUGAAUACGACAUCACUAAUGAGGACAAUGUGCAAGACAUCGCUAAUGAGGAUGCUGUACGAGACAUUGCUAAUGAGGACACCAUAUAUGACAUUGCUAAUGAGGACACUACUAUCACUAAUGAGGACACUGUAUACGACAUUGCUAAUGAGGAUGCUGUAUACGAGGUCGCUAAUGAGGACGCUGUAUAUGACAUUGCUAAUGAGACGCUGUAUACAACAUUAAUGAGGACACUGUAUAUGACAUCGCUAAUGAGGACACUGUAUACGAGAUUGCUAAUGAGGACGCUGUACAAGACAUCACUAAUGAGGACGCUGUAUACAACGUCGCUAAUGAGGAUGCUGUGUAUGACAUUGUUAAUGAGGACGCUGUAUACGACAUCGCUAAUGAGGACACUGUAUACAACAUUGCUAAUGAGGACUCUGUACAAGACAUUGCUAAUGAGGACGCUGUAUGUGACAUCGCUAAUGAAGAUGCUGCAUACAACAUCGCUAACUGAGGACACUGUACAAGACAUCGCUAAUGGGGACACUGCAUAUGACAUCGCUAAUGAGGACGUUGUAUAUGACAUCGCUAAUGAGGACACUGUAUAA
This is a messenger RNA of Rhinopithecus roxellana (golden snub-nosed monkey), 2106 nucleotides long. RefSeq lists its product as uncharacterized. Lineage: Eukaryota; Metazoa; Chordata; Mammalia; Primates; Cercopithecidae. The record is from RefSeq and is a predicted model, not a curated record.